AUGGGUUUGCCCAUUCGAAUUAUUCCUAUCAGCCAUACAAAUCCAUUCUGGACAGUCGUCGAUAGACAUGUACUCGCCAUUAUCAAGCGGUUGCCAUUUGGUCUUGGAGACAACAACUUCACGAGAUACAACUUUCGAGGGUGGGAACUGGAUGAUGGAUGUCGUUCUCAUGAUGAGAUGGGAGAUGCGUUUGUCAUGGUCACGCCCGGAAGAAACUGGCUCUAUAUUGCCAAUCCAGAAGCCCUGACGGAGGUGUUUCGGAGGAGAGCCGACUUUCAUCGAUGCGUUGAGUUAACAGAAAUUCUUGACGUCUUUGGACCUAGCAUUGCCACGGCCAAAGGACAACGAUGGAGAAUGCAACGAAAAAUAACAGCAAGUUGCUUUAAUGAACCCACCAAUGAAAUCGUCUGGCGGGAGGCUCUUUGGCUGGCCAAGGAUAUGCUUCAUUAUUGGUCAACCAAAUCGUCACUCACCUCUGCUGCUGAUGAUUGCCGCACCCUUUCUCUCCACGUCUUGUCUCGCGCCAGUUUUGGUAAGUCGUUCAAGUUCGAAGGCCAUGAAGAAAGGGGCACCACUGGCAUUUCAGCAAGCUAUAAAAGCUCUCUGCAGACCAUCCUAGAGAACUGCGUGGUGAUCAUGGCACUGGGCACCAAAACCAUUGCCAAACCCUGGAUGCCCAAAAGAAUUCAGAAAAUCCACGAAGCCUGGAUUACUUUCCGGAAGUAUAUGACGGAUCUUUACGAAGAAGAGAAAAAGGCAUUCUCAGAGGGCCACACAGGAGGAGGUAAUCUUAUGAAAUCCCUUGUUCGUGCAAGCCAUGAGGAAACAAAGACCGGGUCAGGCCUGACUGAGGCCGAGAUCUACGGCAAUAUAUUUGCCUUCAAUUUCGCAGGACAUGAUACUACAGCCCAUUCAUUUACCUUCGCUAUCUACUUCCUUGCUGCCAAUCCAGAUGUGCAAGCCUGGAUUCGUGAGGAGAUUCAGCAAGUACUCGGCGAAAACGAUGAAGAGUGGAGCUAUACUCAGGAUUUUCCCAGAUUAAAACGAUGCCUCGCUGUCUUGAUGGAGACUAUCAGGCUGUAUACCCCAGUUCCGGUAGCGAAAUGGACCGAUCAGCACGCGCAAACCCUCGAAAUAGGAGGCAAAGUCGUGCACAUACCCGCAGAGACGAUGGUUAUCCCAGCCUACAGAGCUUUACACACACAGCCCGAGAACUGGGGAUCCGACGCAGUUGACUGGCGGCCAUCGCGAUGGGUCACGUCCUCUUCCAUCCCAUCUACACUGGAUAAAGAGGAGCUCAUCACACCGCGCCGAGGAAGUUUCCUCGGUUGGUCGGACGGCUCACGGGAUUGUGUCGGACGCAAGUUCUCACAGGUCGAAUUUGUGGCCACAUUGGCAAGGUUGUUUCGAGACUGGCGAGUGGAUCCUGUACCUCUGGGUGAGGAGAAUAUGGAAACUGCGCGAGAGAGAGUGAAAACCCUCAUUAGGACGGAUUCGGGGAUGGUACUGCUGUUGCAGAUGCUUCAUCCAGAGCGUGCCCCUCUUCGAUGGACUAAGGUUACAGACGGUGCUACUGAUGCAAGUUACUCAUCUUCAAACAUGAACCCAAAAAACGGCCUAUGA
This is a messenger RNA of Clonostachys byssicola, 1623 nucleotides long. The record is from the annotation of a GenBank genome assembly. Lineage: Eukaryota; Fungi; Ascomycota; Sordariomycetes; Hypocreales; Bionectriaceae.